AUGGGGAGCCGCCCUGGCCCUGGCCCCCAGAGAACCUCCUCUGCGGGGUACCGACUGCCCUCGUCCAGGCCACCAGCCAUUUCCCAGGGUGGCCCCUUGGUGGCCAGGGGCCCUGCGGGGGGCCAGGAGGCUGAGCAGGUAGCCCGGGCAGCAGGCAGCGUGCAGCAGGACCGGCUGUGGCGGGAGCUUCUGGAGGCCGAGAGGCGGAGCCAGCGGCGCUGGGUGCAGAACUGGAGUUUCCUGAAGGACUACGACCCCGUGUUCCCGGCCGAAAUCCCCCCAUCUGGUCUGCCCACGGACCCACUCGAUCCCCAAGACCUGCUCAGCUGCCCUGAGCGGCGUGACUGGGUCACCCCCGCCCCUGCUGGCCAGCCCCCCCUUGCAGAGAGCCUCACGGCCCCGCUGCUUCCAAGGGAGGACGAGGAGGCUGCCUCGCGGCUCGCCCAUGAAACUCAACGCUCAGGGCACGUGGCUGCGCCUGCACGUGGCAGGGAGACUCUGGCUGUGGGACGGCGCUCAGAGACCAGAGCGGGGCCAGUGGCCGCCAGCCUGCUGGGAGGGCGCCGGCUGGGGGGCCGGGGGCCCCCGGCCUGGAGAGGUCGGCUCCUGGGACCGGAGAGCUGCGCGGCUCCGAUCCGGUUUCCCAGCGGCGCUGGUGGCCGGAGCUCGGGCGCGUCCUGCCCAACGCUGGGCCCCUGCCCAGGCUGA
Condylura cristata (star-nosed mole) is the source of this 708-nucleotide messenger RNA. RefSeq names its product chromosome unknown open reading frame, human C2orf50 (gene CIMIP5). The record is from RefSeq and is a predicted model, not a curated record. The coding region runs from base 1 to 708 and encodes 235 amino acids. Lineage: Eukaryota; Metazoa; Chordata; Mammalia; Eulipotyphla; Talpidae. The transcript is spliced from 3 exons.